AGCCCUGACGGCUCGGACCCCUCCCCAGGCUGCUGCGGCCCCCAGCAUUCAGGCUUCCGAAACCUGAGAUGCUCCCCUCUCCGUAGCUCGCUCCGUGACCCUGUCCUCGCAUGCUCUGUGGCCGACCCCAGCUCCCACGUACACCCCCCCGUCUCACUCUGCUCGUUGCCCCUCGCUACACAGAUGGACGUCGUGGAUACUGAGCCAGAGGUGCCCGUAGAAGGCUGGAUUGCAGUGGCAUAUGUGGGCAAGGAGCAGGAGGUCCAGUUCCACCAGGAGAAUCAGGGCAGUGGUGCCCAGGCCUAUCCCAAGGCCCUGGUCCAGCAGAUGCGACGGGCCCUCUUCCUGGGAGCCUCUGCUCUGCUUCUCCUCAUCCUGAACCACAAUGUGGUUCCAGAGCUGGACAUAUCCCAGCUUCUGCUGAGGCCUGUGAUUGUCCUUCAUUAUUCUUCCAAUGUCACCAAACUGUUGGAGGCACUGCUGCGGAGGACCCAGGCCACAGCUGAGGUCACCAGCGGAGAAUCGCUGUCGGCAAACAUUGAGUGGAAGCUGACUCUGUGGACCACCUGUGGCCUCUCCAAGGAUGGCUAUGGAGGCUGGCAGGACCUCGUGUGCCUGGGAGGCAGUCGUGCCCAGGAGCAGAAACCCCUGCAGCAGCUGUGGAAUGCCAUCCUGAUGGUGGCCAUGCUCCUGGGCACAGGCCUUGUGGUCCGGGCCCAGCGGCAGGCAUCACGGCGGAGCCAGCAGGAGCCUGGAGGCCAGGUGGACCUUUUCAAGCACCGUGUGGUGCAGAGACUGGCAUCCCUCAAGACCCGGCGCUGCCGUCUGAGCAGAGCAGCACAGGGCCUCGUGGAGCCUGGCACGGAGACCUGUGCUGUGUGUCUGGAUUACUUUUAUAACAAGCAGUGGCUCCGGGUACUUCCCUGUAAGCACGAGUUCCACCGAGACUGCGUGGACCCCUGGCUGAUGCUCCAGCAGACCUGCCCACUGUGCAAAUUCAACGUCCUGGGGAACUGCUACUCAGAUGACUAGCUGCCCUGCUGGGCAUGCUGUGUGCAGGAACAGACCCCUCUGCUGCAUCCUGGCCUGAGCC
Molecule: messenger RNA, 1093 nt
Organism: Fukomys damarensis (Damara mole-rat)
Lineage: Eukaryota; Metazoa; Chordata; Mammalia; Rodentia; Bathyergidae
Gene: Rnf215
Product: ring finger protein 215
Exons: 8
Coding region: 184-1032 (282 amino acids)
Source: RefSeq, a predicted model, not a curated record